CCUGCCCGAGGCAGCGCGGGGGCUGCUUUCCCCGGGAUCCGCCUCUUCCUCCGUCCCGUGGCCUUUGGGGUUUUGCCAGCCGGGGGGCUCGAGCGACGGGAGGCAGCGGCGAGGGUUCCUGAGGGCUCCGGUGGUCCAGCUGCCCCGGGCAAGAGGCGUCUCGGCACUCGGGUUCCACUUGCGGCUCGGCGGGGAUGGGAUAUGGGGUUCCGGGGGCUCGCAGAGCCCCUGGGGUUGACACUGUGGGGUGGCAGAGGAGACGCUGCUCUUCUCCCUCUUCUUGUAGCGGCCAGGACUUGUCCAGCCCAUACUGCCAGGCGUGACCCUGUAGGUCACAGGUGCCCCGGCACCUGAGCUGGUGAACCACCGGCGGAUUGAGGGUGCUGACCCCAACCGUGUCAGCCCUCGGGACCGCUCGUCCAGCAGGGGCCAGUGGCAGAGUAGCAGUCGGUACCCACAGGUGUCCCGUGUCACCCACUGCCACCAGCCCUUCCGGAUAAGGUGGUGCUGGCAGGAGGGUCUCUAGUGCAGGCGCGACCUGGCUGGCUCGAUGUUGGCCCGCUGUGGUUUGCUCUGGGCAGAGCUAUUCGGCACCGCAGUUCAAAGCGGCCGCGGCCAUCCCAGGGAGCCGUGGAACGGCAGCUCCGGGAGAGGAGCCGGGCGCUGCCCCCUGCGCUCCGUGAGGCACCGUGCUCUCGCCAGAUUCCUGCUGUGUGGAGAUGCUGCCGGUGGGACACGGGGCUGCUGCUGAUCUCGGUCUGCUCCACUGGCAGCAUGGCAUGAGUGCAGAUGGAGAGAGAAGUCGGCUAGGAAGGUGUUUGCCUACCAGGCACGGCACGGAGGGCACCCAGCUGCCUGUGAAUCCACCUGGGAAAGAAACCUCUGUGCCAGUGCCAGGCUGAGAGCUUCGGCUGCGAGAGCAGCGUCGGCAGGUGGUCACCCCCAUGGGGCUGCUCUCUGCUCUGAGUUACUGUUCUUCUGUGUGUGAGGGAACUGCCCACGGUACCUGUCCCGUGCCCCUAAAGGCUCUUGGGCUUUCGUCCUGUUUGCAGAGAGGGGUGAGUAAUGGCCGAGGAAUUUUGACGAGCUGGCAAAACUCAUUUGGCCGAUUGCCUUCUCCCGUUCGAGCUGCCGGUCUAGCCAGCCCUGCAUUUCCAUCCAGCAGAUCCUGUGGACUGUCACUAGCUCAUCCAUUGCCCUGACUCUUGCCCUUGGAGGAAAAUAGUCAUGGGGGAAACGGGGAAAGAAGAGUACAAAAUACAGUCCUUCGACUCCGAGACUCAGAAGCUGCUGAAAACUGCCCUCAAAGAGCCCAGUAAUGUGGACCUGGAGAAAGUGGCCAACAUUAUAGUGGACCAGUCCCUCAAAGACUCUGUGUUCAGCAAGGAGGCCGGGCGCAUCUGCUACACCAUCAUCCAGGCAGAGAGCAAACAAGUUGGCCAGAGCAUCUUCCGGAGGAGCCUGCUGAACCGGCUGCAGCAGGAGUACAAGGACAGGGAGGAGCUGCGCACCCGCUCACUCCAGGCCUGGAUCUGUUACGUCACCUUCAUCUGCAACAUCUUUGACUACCUGAGGGUGAACAAUAUGCCCAUGAUGGCUCUGGUGAACCCUGUGUAUGACUGCCUGUUCCGGCUGGCACAGCCCGACAGCCUGCAGAAGGAGGAGGAGGUGGACUGCUUGGUCCUGCAGCUCCACCGCAUUGGUGAGCAGCUGGAGAAGAUGAAUUCCCAGCGGAUGGACGAGCUCUUCUCCCUCCUCCGAGAUGGCUUCCUUCUGCAGGAGGGGCUCAGCUCCCUGUCCCAGCUCCUUCUGCUGGAGAUCAUUGAGUUCCGGGCUGCUGACUGGAAGAUGACGGAUGCUGCCCAGAAAUAUUAUUACAGUGAAGUGACAGAUUAACCUCCUGCAGCAGAGGAGUCCCCAGCACCUUCACCAGCAAGCUUCGUACCAAGUUGGAAUUGUUCACAUUAAUUUUCUAGCACUUCCUGUAAAUAGGGUUUAUACUGGCUAGAGCCUCUCUGCACCUACUGUCAGAUGCAGCUGGUCCUAGUCUGACUUUGGAGGUUCAGAACAGAGGGAAGGACACACUUCACCCAGAAAGUUUUCCCACUGAUUUUGUCUUAAUAUUGGGCUACUGCCAGCAAAGGGCUCGAGAGGCUUCUAGCUCACACCAGCAUUUUUUAUGAGUGUUAAGGAAAGCACAGUUUAGGCUGAGAACAUUUUGCUUCACCCCAAAGCCAGCAGAGCUGUGGGAGGCAGCAGGGAAAUCUCCCAGCUCAGGUAGUACCUGGUUCUCUGGGGCAGGUCACAGAACACAUCAUGGCCUCACAAACUCAACCAAGUGCUUUUUUUUCCCAGACUCCUUCCAGCACGUUGGCUGCACCUGCAUGCACACAGCCUCUCCAGCAGCCAGGAAUAGCUGCCACGGGGAAGCCUGCUACAGGACAGGUCCCUGAGUACAUGUAGUAAUGGGUUUUAUAGGUUUUAUACAGUAACUGUCAUUUUUUUUUCAGAAUUGUGCAAGUUUCAGCUACAGUAUAUUUCUUAUAAGAAUGGGUGAGGAAGAAACAAAAUAGUCUAUUGAAGGAUUUUUUCUAAUAAAAGUUUUCCACU
Poecile atricapillus (Black-capped chickadee) is the source of this 2610-nucleotide messenger RNA. It is a transcript of the gene MIF4GD, whose product is annotated as MIF4G domain containing. The record is from RefSeq and is a predicted model, not a curated record. Gene Ontology annotation, cellular component: cytosol. NCBI's taxonomy places the organism in Eukaryota, Metazoa, Chordata, Aves, Passeriformes, Paridae. Gene Ontology annotation, molecular function: RNA binding; translation activator activity; protein binding. The transcript has 6 exons. Gene Ontology annotation, biological process: regulation of translational initiation. The coding region runs from base 1228 to 1896 and encodes 222 amino acids.